This is a messenger RNA of Rhizopus microsporus ATCC 52813, 177 nucleotides long. RefSeq names its product CCAAT-binding transcription factor, subunit B. Lineage: Eukaryota; Fungi; Mucoromycota; Mucoromycetes; Mucorales; Rhizopodaceae. The transcript has a single exon. Gene Ontology annotation, molecular function: RNA polymerase II cis-regulatory region sequence-specific DNA binding; DNA-binding transcription factor activity, RNA polymerase II-specific. The annotation marks the transcript as partial. Gene Ontology annotation, biological process: regulation of transcription by RNA polymerase II. The record is from RefSeq and is a predicted model, not a curated record. Gene Ontology annotation, cellular component: CCAAT-binding factor complex.
GAAGAACCUUUGUAUGUCAAUGCAAAACAAUAUCAUCGGAUUUUAAAACGAAGAGCAGCUCGUGCUAAGCUGGAAGAACAAAACAGGCUGACACGAGCAAGGAAGCCCUAUCUUCAUGAAAGUCGUCAUAAACAUGCCAUGCGCAGACCCAGGGGUCCUGGGGGACGAUUCCUAAGU